Jaculus jaculus (lesser Egyptian jerboa) is the source of this 1415-nucleotide messenger RNA. It is a transcript of the gene Pstpip1, whose product is annotated as proline-serine-threonine phosphatase interacting protein 1. Gene Ontology annotation, biological process: actin filament polymerization. Gene Ontology annotation, cellular component: plasma membrane; actin filament; cytoplasm. Lineage: Eukaryota; Metazoa; Chordata; Mammalia; Rodentia; Dipodidae. The record is from RefSeq and is a predicted model, not a curated record. The transcript has 15 exons. Gene Ontology annotation, molecular function: actin filament binding. The coding region runs from base 96 to 1244 and encodes 382 amino acids.
CUGGGUCACAGACGCUACGGAGUUGGAAGUGCAGGGACUUCACAGCCCACACGGGCUACGAGGUGCUGCUGCAGCGGCUGCUGGAUGGCAGGAAGAUGUGCAAGGACGUGGAGGAGCUGCUGAGGCAGAGGGCCCAGGCAGAGGAGAGGUACGGGAAGGAGCUGGUGCAGAUCGCCCGGAAGGCUGGUGGGCAGACAGAGACCAAUUCCCUGAGGACCUCCUUUGACUCCCUGAAGCAGCAAACAGAGAACGUAGGCAGCGCGCACAUCCAGCUGGCCCUGGCCCUGCGUGAGGAGCUGCGGAGCCUGGAGGAAUUCCGAGAGAGGCAGAAGGAACAGCGGAAGAAGUAUGAGGCUGUCAUGGACCGGGUCCAGAAGAGCAAGCUGUCACUCUACAAGAAGACCAUGGAGUCCAAGAAGAGCUAUGAACAGAAGUGCCGGGACGCGGACGAUGCUGAACAGGCCUUCGAGCGUAUCAGUGCCAACGGCCACCAGAAGCAAGUAGAGAAGAGCCAGAACAAAGCCAAGCAGUGCAAGGACUCAGCCACAGAGGCAGAACGCGUGUACAGACAAAGCAUCGAGCAGCUGGAGAGAGCGCGCUGCGAGUGGGAGCAGGAACACCGGACCACCUGUGAGGCCUUCCAGCUGCAGGAGUUUGACCGGCUGACCAUCCUCCGCAACGCCCUAUGGGUGCAUUGCAACCAGCUGUCCAUGCAGUGCGUCAAGGACGAUGAGCUCUACGAGGAAGUACGGCUGACUCUUGAAGGCUGCAGCGUGGACACCGACAUCAACAGUUUCAUCCAGGCCAAGAGCACAGGCACCGAGCCCCCAGCUCCGGUGUCUUACCAGAACUACUAUGACCGGGAGGUCACCCCAUCGUUCAGCAGCCCCAGUGUGCAGCCAUCCUGUGGUAUGAUAAAGAGGUUCUCUGGACUGCUGCACGGAAGUCCUAAGACCACGCCCUUGCAAGCUCCAGCUGCCUCCACAGAGACUCUGGCUUCCACCCAUGAGCAGAGUGAGUUCGUCUACGCGGCCAUCAAAGUGCAGGGCACACAGGAGAACCCUGGCCCAUCCACCCAGGACUACCGGGCGCUCUAUGACUACACAGCACAGAAUUCUGAGGAGCUGGACAUUUCUGCAGGGGAUAUCCUUGCAGUCAUCUCGGAAGGGGAGGAUGGCUGGUGGACAGUGGAACGGAAUGGACAGCGUGGCUUUGUCCCGGGGUCCUACCUGGAGAAGCUCUGAGGAAGGGACAGCAGCCGCCCCACCCAGACCAACCCUGCCUGAGAAGUCGGGACUGUUCCCACCACUGCCAGGGCCCUGCAGGGCCAGAAGCAAGCCUGGCCCUCCUGGCCUGGAGAUGGGACAGGUGCUGGCUGCCCCCGCCCCCGACUUCCACCCCGAGGGAAUAAAGGA